Molecule: messenger RNA, 663 nt
Organism: Colletotrichum phormii
Lineage: Eukaryota; Fungi; Ascomycota; Sordariomycetes; Glomerellales; Glomerellaceae
Exons: 2
Coding region: 1-663 (220 amino acids)
Source: RefSeq, a predicted model, not a curated record
AUGUCGCGUUCCAGCUCCGGCAAGGUCAGCGCUUCCUCGGGCUCCGCGGCCAACCUGAACCCAUCCGCUCAGCCCUUCACCCCCACGCGUCUCGACAGUUCUCCUACCAGUACUCCAGUUGAUCACGGCGAUCUUGCCUACCACCAGGCCAAAGCCGUUGAGGCUGCAAACAUGGCGGCAGCUCAAGGUAUGUCUCAUCCUGGCUACGAUCCUACCCACCCUGUUCAGCCUCCAUUCCCAUCUCACCCAUUCUACGGUCCUUCCCCUUACGGCGCGACUCAUGCGGCUCAUGCAGGCCCGAUGCCUCCUUCUCAUCCCGGUCUCAACUUCCGUCCUGACAGCAAUCUAGGCUCUCGGCCUCCCGGCUACGGCCCUGACGAUCAUCGAUCUUGUCCAGUUGAUCCAGCAGCAGCAGCUGGCUAUUCGAACUACAAUCCGUACGCUCAAUACUUCCAACACACCCCUCCUGGUCCUUCUUCUACGCCAGGUUCGGCCGGUCUCUCGGCCGGUCCCUUCAACCCCCAGACCCCGCCCAACCGGUACAGCAGACCCGGCCAAGCUGACCCCACUCCGCCAGCGCAUACGUUUUCCGACGAUGGCGAGUUUUACCCCGGUACUGACCCUCGCCUGAAGAACCACCACCGCGCACCGAACUCACAGUGA